Molecule: messenger RNA, 3458 nt
Organism: Salarias fasciatus (jewelled blenny)
Lineage: Eukaryota; Metazoa; Chordata; Actinopteri; Blenniiformes; Blenniidae
Gene: mcf2b
Product: MCF.2 cell line derived transforming sequence b
Exons: 26
Coding region: 43-3087 (1014 amino acids)
Biological process (GO): dendrite development
Cellular component (GO): cytoplasm
Molecular function (GO): guanyl-nucleotide exchange factor activity
Source: RefSeq, a predicted model, not a curated record
CGUCCCGGGCCCGGAGGAACCGGGAGAAACACCCCGGGAGCCAUGGCCGAGUCCAACCCGUUCCGGGGCUUCCCCCGCCUGCGCCGGGCCGCGACUUCUUUUCCAGGGAAUCUACAUUUAGUGCUGGUGCUCCGGCCCACCACUUUGUUAAGCUCCGCCCCAAGUCCGUCUUCAAGCACUGACCUGGGCUUCCGCUUCAGCCAGGAUGACUUCCUGUUAAAGAUGCCGGUGGUGAUGCUGCGAUCUGUUGGCGACCUGCUGCGCUACAUCGACGAAAACCACCUGACUUCCGAUUUCACGGCGAAAGUGGAGUACUGCCACAGCGACUGGCUCGUCCUCCGUACGUCCAUCGAGACGUUCGCCGUGACGGUGAAGGAGAUCGCCCAGCUGCUGCAGGGCUUCGGAUCCGAGCUGUCCGAGACCGAACUCCCAGACGAAGCCGGCGCCAUCGAGUUCCUGCUGCACUCGCACACGCACAGAUACCGGCAGAUGAAGGAUGAUAUCCGGAGCGUGCUGAAGGAAGGACGCCUGCUGAUGUCCAACCUGGAAACUGUCAAGGCCUCCAAGAGAGAGUCGGAGGAAGAGACAGAAAUACAAGCGGACAUGGACACUGUUCAAAGGCUGCUGGCCCAGCUGAGAGACAUGGAGGAGGCGUUUGACGGCUUCUUUGAAAAGCACCACUUGAAGCUGCAGCAGUACCUCCAGCUGCUGCACUACGAAUUAAGUUUCCAGCAGAUGGAGGAGGUGCUGGAGCGGCUGUCUGCGCAGGAGAAAGGGAUCGCCUCUCUGGGAAACACUGUGGUUCAGACGGAGCAGCUGCUGAAAGACCUGGACAUGCUGGACAAACAAGCUGAGGAGGAGAUGGCUCGCGCCCAGGUGGUGAUCCUGCACGGCCACCAGCUGGCUGCGAACCACCACUACGCGCUGGCGCUCAUCGUGCAGCGCUGCAACGAGCUGCGGCAUCUCUGCGACGUUAUCACCACCUCCAUCCGCACCAAGCGGGCCUCGCUCACUCGAACGCGAGAUCUGCUCCUCCGCCUCGAAGAGGCCCUGCGGUGGUGUGACGAGGGCGCUUAUCUGCUGGCCAGUCAGAUGGUGGACAAGUUCCAAACCAGGGAGGGGGCUCAGGAGGCGCUGCUGUACCUGAGCUGCCACCAGGAGAGGGCGCCGUCUGCCCUGAAGAACAGCCAGGACACCCUGAGCCUGGAGUUUGAAGCCAUACUCACCCCCCAGCUGCAGUCGCAGAUUUCGGUGGUGAUGGAGAAGCUGCUGUCCAUGCAGUCCAUGAUCAGGAACAGGGAGCAGUGCCUGAAGAAGCUGGCCGACGUUCAGGUCCGACCCAUACAGCUGGUGGCCCCCCGGCCAGAACCCGACCAGACCCUCAUGCGCUGCAAAUCGCCCCUAUUUUCCCCCAAACACGGCGUAGACUUUAACGUCUUGAACUCCAAGUUCUCCUUUGACCUGCUUCCCGGGAAGAGAGCCGCCAGGAAGAAUAACAGCCAGCGCAAGAUUGAGGUGAUGCACGACUACCAAGGCAAUCGCAGCUGCUUAUACGGCACCAACCCUGAGACUGACUCUGAGGCGGAGGACAAUCCCGAGCAGGUCACACGCCACAUUAUGAAGGAGCUGAUUGCUACCGAGAGGAUCUAUGUGGACGAGUUGCUCUCUGUCCUUCUGGGCUACAGAGCGGAGAUGGAAGACCCCGCCAUAUCUAAUCUUCUUCCUCCAGCCCUGUGCAGCCAGAAGGACGUUCUGUUCGGCAACAUGCCAGAGAUCUACCAGUUUCAUAGCAGGAUCUUUCUUCAAGAUCUGCAGAGUUGCCUGGAAACACCGGAGCGGGUGGGAGCUUGCUUCCUGCAGCGGAAGGAGAAGUUCCAGGUGUACGAACGCUACUGCCAGAACAAACCUCGCUCGGAGCUGCUGUGGCGGCAGUGCUCCGAUUCACCCUUUUUUCAGGAGUGCCAGAAGAAACUGGACCACAAGUUGGGUCUGGACUCGUACCUCCUGAAGCCAGUCCAGCGCCUCACCAAGUACCAGCUGCUACUCAAGGAGCUGCUGAAGCACUGCGCAGAGCAGCGGUACCGCUGUGAGCUGCAGGAGGCCCUGGACUCCAUGCUGGAGCUGCUCAAGUCUGUCAACGACUCCAUGCAUCAGAUCGCCAUCACCGGAUAUCAGGGUGACCUGGGCCAGCUGGGCCGAGUGGUCCUGCAGGGCGGCUUCAGCGUGUGGAUCAGCCACAAGAGCGCAGCGGUGCGGAUGAAGGAGCUGGCCAGAUUCAAGCCCAUGCAGAGGCAUCUCUUCCUGUACGAGCACGCCUUGCUCUUCUGCAAGCGCAGGGACGAGGACAACCACGACCGGACGCCGUUCUACAGCUUCAAGUCCUGCCUCCGAAUGAGCGCAGUGGGAAUCACUGAAAAUGUGAAAGGUGACGUGAAGAAGUUUGAAAUGUGGUACAGCGGCAGGGAAGUGGUUUACAUCCUUCAGGCUCCCACGUUGGAGGUUAAGGUCGCCUGGCUGAUGGAGAUUCGAAAAAUUCUCGCGAACCAGCAAAAACUACGUCAAGAUGAGCUGACGUCUCUUCCUCUCUCAGAAAACCCUCUCUCUGACAGUGCAUCAGAGGUGUGUGUGUCGUGGGCCGUGGCGCCGGUGGGAGGCUGCUCAGCGUGUCUCCCUGUUCCUCACAGCUCCUCAGCGACAAGCCACGCCCACAUGGCCAGGGGGGAGGAGUCCAUACACACCAGCCCCGCCCACUCCGACCCGGUGGUCCAUUCCCCCCGACGUAGCUGGCCUGUCCCACACUCGGUGGCGAUCUGCGAGGGCCUGGAGGACUGGGGCGCCACCGACCUCUCCAACAUAUCAGACUCGGAGGAGGAGGACCAGCCUUCCCCGCUGGUGGCAGGCAGGUACAGAGUCAUGGUGGAGAGCAGCAUGGCGAGCACGGACGACAUUAUCUUUAACUGCGGUGACGUUAUCCAGCUGCUUCAUGAGGAGUCUUCGGGAAUGUGGAUGGUGAGAAAUGUAAGUCGUGGAGAAGAAGGUCGUGUUCUGCCUGAGGAUCUGCACAGGAUUCUGGGAGAAACCUGCUAGAAGCCAAAUCUGAACGGACGACAGCGUACAGCUUUUUCUUUUACUCAUUAUUUUUUUGGGGUCCAUUUUUGGACAUAUGCCUAUCAACACUUACACAGACUCAUAUUUUCCGUUUACUUUCCAGCCGUAACUGGACUCUGCUGUCUCUCGGACUGAAGCACAACAUGAGCCAUCUAUUUACUCUACCAUCUACUGUGACAGUUUGAGCUGGGAGCCUCAGGCGGUUGUAAAUAAAAUGGUUCAACUUCAGGAGAUCGAGACACAUUUGGAUGGAAAACACAUACAAGCCUUGGGUUCAUUUGGCUUCUCCUGCAUUAAUACAGUUGAUUAUUUGGACUUCAGAUGUUAAACAGAGGCUUUUGUUCAUACAU